UCUAGAUCUACAUUUCUACAAAUACAAUAAUCUAGAGUCUAGGCACCAACAAUAAUGGGUGAUAAACCUUGCCCACCUCAGUUACCUAAGCCCUGCCCAUCAAAAACAACUUCUAAAUCGAGUUCUAGUGAAGAAACUAAGGCAUUUAGAAAGGAAGAGGAGAAAGCUUCACAAUCAAAGAGUAAAGGCAAGUGCAAAGAAUUCUGGAGUCCUGGUGUUGAUUCACGAUUUCCAAAUCAAAAUCAAACUAGACGCUGCUGGCAGAAUUAUGUUGAUUAUAUCAGAUGUACUACAAAAUUUGGAGAUGACUAUGAAGCUUGUGAAUAUUUCAAGAAGACAUAUACUUGUCUUUGUCCAGAAUUUUGGAUAGAGCAUUGGGAUGAUCUAAGAGAGAAAGAUGCCUUUCCCAUGCCAAGAUGGGGAUAAUGUUUGGUGAUUCAAUUUGAUCUUUUGAAGCACCCUUAUCCAAUGUUUAAUUUGUUGCAAGAAUUCAGUGUUCAAUUAAAUUAUAUUGAUUGCAUUAAAGUCAAUAAAAUAUUUGAUUAAAUAUU
Messenger RNA from Biomphalaria glabrata, 551 nucleotides. RefSeq lists its product as uncharacterized. Gene Ontology annotation, cellular component: respiratory chain complex IV; mitochondrion. The coding region runs from base 55 to 426 and encodes 123 amino acids. The record is from RefSeq and is a predicted model, not a curated record. NCBI's taxonomy places the organism in Eukaryota, Metazoa, Mollusca, Gastropoda, Planorbidae. The transcript has 4 exons.